CUAUCACCUCUUAUUUAAUGGUAUGACCCUCCUGCUCCAACCAUGGCGCUGUCAUGUGUGCAGUGGUUGCUGGUGCUGGGCAUGUUGGUGACCGGUAGCAUCAAUACUCUCAGUAAGAAGGCUCAGAACGACUCAAAAGUCAAGGGUGUUCCAGUCCCAGGACCCAAUGGAACAGAAGUGGCGGAGGAGCACGAUUUCGACCAUCCGUGGUUCCAAACUGUUAUCAUGUUCAUAGGUGAGACGUGCUGUCUGAUUGGUCUGUUCAUCCAGAGGAAAAGAGAGAGGGACCAGUUUAGGAGACAGAUAAUGCAAGAUUUUAAUCAGGAACCUAUAGAAGCUCUACAGCAAGGAAGGGUGUUCCAGUUCAUCUUUGCUGUUCCCACCAUCUGUGAUCUGUUUGGAACCACUCUGGCAGGGAUCGGCCUGUUGUGGGUGAAUGCCUCUGUGUGGCAGAUGCUCCGAGGGUCCAUCAUCAUCUUUACUGGUAUUCUCUCUAAAAUCUUCUUGAAGAGAAAACUGAGAGGUAUACACUGGACAGGCAUGGUGGUCACUAUGCUUGGUCUGGUGUUGGUGGGUAUCUCCAGUGUCUUCAAUGAAGAGGACAAUGAUAAAAAAGAUGUGAAGAAGUCCAUCCUAGGUAUUGUCCUGAUCCUGGCCGGACAGGUGGUUAGUUCCAGUCAGAUGAUCAUUGAAGAACUGUUCCUUAAGAAGAGAAAGUUUCCACCCUUACAGGUUGUUGGAAUGGAGGGAUCAUUUGGGGUGUUUUUCAUGGUAGCGCUUGUGCUUCCUGUCCUGUACUUCAUUCCCGGUGACCAACCAGGUGGCAGGUACGAGAACAGUAUAGACGCCCUGUACCAGAUCUACAACUCUCCCGGCCUACUGGUCUUCUGUCUACUGUACCUGUCCUCCAUUGCCUUCUAUAACUACUUUGGGCUGGCUGUAACCAAGUCAUUGACAGCUGUCCACAGGACCCUGAUCGAUGCCUGCAGGACCAUCAUGGUGUGGCUGGUGUCUCUCUUCAUCCACUAUGUGGUGUCUGAGGACUUUGGGGAACCAUGGGACAACACGUAUGGCAUCUUACAAGUUGACGGGUUCUUCUUCCUGAUGAUUGGCACGGCCCUGUAUAACGAGCUCAUCAGUUUCCCCUGGAUCCCCUGCCUGCGUCCCCAGCCCCCUGAGGAUACAGACCCCACCCCCGAGGCAGCCUCCAUACAGGCGACACAGGACAGUGACGAGAGAACCCCCCUUCUCAGUGGGGACACAUAAACUGGCCUGGAUUCAAAAUUGUUAUCUUUGACGUCAGCAAUUUUCUUGUCAGUUGUCAGAAAUAUAGACUGGAAUUCAUCAUAUUCAUCUGUAGACAUGCUGCUGUGCCAUUGAAGUGACACCCAAUUACGAGGUGACAUACCCUUUCGUUGGCUGAUAGAUACAUAGUGGGAAUGUGCCAGGUCUCUUGUCCUCUGUUCAUGUAUAGAUGUUGUCACCAAGUACUUAAUGUUGGACUUGGACAGUAUAUUAUGUAAAGCUGGGUUCUGUCAUUUUUCAAUCUGUGUAUGUGCUUUCUGUAUGUCUGUUGUUUGACAUAGCCUUUAGUGUUUCUUCUCUUUGCCUUGGCUGUGCCUAUUAAUGGCAACAUUACAAAUUGAACACAAAGUGGUUAUCUCACUGGACUGUGCCAGUUGGCGACAAAGUGUCUUUCGCAAAUAGUAGCAGCCCUAUGAGAUACCUGCUUAAAUAACCAUCGCAACAAUGUCACUACUUUAAUUUGCUGAAUGUGCUAUAUCGGAAUACUGUAAAUGCAGAAAUGUUCGCGGUGGUUUUAUGUUCGCGGUUUUCGCGGUGGCCACUUCACCGCGGAUUUAAAACCACUGCAAACAUUUUUCCAUGGCAGUAAGAGAGUACAGUGCAUGAUGCUACCGCGAACUUAAAACCACCGCGAAAAGUCUUUUUUCCCGCUACUGAGAAAUUAAAUUCCCGUGAACUUAAAUGCAUUUACAGUAGUUUGUAUUGGUUGAGCUUGAGUGGAAAAUCAAUUUAAAGAAGACUAUUUUUUUUUUCUACCUCCUAGGGUGUACUAGUAGAUGUUUCAUGUUUAUUGUUGACUAUGCUAAGGAU
This is a messenger RNA of Branchiostoma floridae (Florida lancelet), 2115 nucleotides long. RefSeq names its product solute carrier family 35 member F6-like. NCBI's taxonomy places the organism in Eukaryota, Metazoa, Chordata, Leptocardii, Amphioxiformes, Branchiostomatidae. Gene Ontology annotation, cellular component: Golgi membrane; intracellular membrane-bounded organelle. Gene Ontology annotation, molecular function: pyrimidine nucleotide-sugar transmembrane transporter activity. Gene Ontology annotation, biological process: pyrimidine nucleotide-sugar transmembrane transport. The coding region runs from base 43 to 1266 and encodes 407 amino acids. The record is from RefSeq and is a predicted model, not a curated record. The transcript is spliced from 15 exons.